CGUAGACAGUGAUGUCAUCAGAGUUACUACACACCCAAACCAAAGCAGAGAGGGAAGGAAAUCACGAUUUUCAAAAGAAAGAAACAUCAUGAAGAAACUCCUGGACAAUUUGGGUUUAGCGGAUUACUAUAAAAAGAAGCUCACUCUACACACAGUACUGCAGAUCAAUAAGAACAGUAUCACAGAUGUGACUGUUCAGUCUCUUUCAGAUCUGCCGUGGCUAUUCUUGAAGAAGCUGAUGAUGCUACAGAGAACAGCGAGGAGUGUUAUGUGUUCUUCAUCAGACGGUACAGAAGAUUCAGAGAGUGAUGAUGAUCAGGAGAGUGAAUCAGACUGUCCUCAGUCAGUAAAUCCUUUAGACGUUUUGACUGCAGUGUUUCUUUGUUCUGACAGUUUUCUUCAGCAGGAAAUGAUCGUGAAAAUGUGCAUGUGUCAGUUUGCUGUUCCUCUGCUGCUUCCAAACAGUGAGAACGAUCAGAUCACUCUUAUGCUUUGGGCAAUGAGAGAUAUUGUGAAAAAAUACAGACCACACUCAUUAUCAGAUCCAAGUGCAUUUGUGGAAGAAAGGAUUGCUCUGUCAGAAUUACCUUUAGUGUCUUUUGUGAGACUUGGUAGGUGCAACAUUUCCAAAUCAGACAUUCUGAAUAAGCUGCUCAGCAAUCCACAGCAAUACACUGAUACUUUUGUGCACUUCAACAUGGAUUGUGGAAACAUCAACAAGAAAAUAUCAAAUGGGUUGGUUGAGAUGACCUGGUAUCUGCCUUGUGGAAACAAGAACAUAGAUGUCUUUCCUGAGCCUGUAGCAAUCGCGAACUUGAGAGGUGACAUUCAGAGCUUUGAAACACAGUACACUUUUCUGUGUGAGGCUUCAACUGCUGUGUUUGUGUUCUUUGAACCCCAACGUUUAGAUUCACAUUUAAUUUCAGUCCCCAGUCAGAAAUCUAAUCCUCAGCUAUUUUUUGUUGGAGACUCCAAAAACGAGAUCAUAAAAGCUACAGUCAGCAAGCUCAACUUGAAGAAAAGUAAUUUCAUUUUUAAAGAUAAGCAAAAUGAUGCAGACUUUGUCAACAAAAUCCAGAACAAGUUGCAAGAUGCAAUUACGUACAAUAAUCAUAAAACCUCAGUUGUUAAUUUAGCUGAGAUUGCAAGAAAUCUGGGAAUCUUGGUGGAUGAGGAUGUUGAAGGAUGUCAGCGUGCCAAAGCAGGGGCAGAUGAAAUCACUUCAAACAUUUAUGAUAUAGUGCAGUUCAAGAAGGAGGAGCUGCCCUUGCAAGGGGAAAUAUUGAUGAAAUUGGCAAAAUUAGAGAAGGAGAGGUGCCGAAUGAAGAAAGUUGGGGAAAAGAGUAUUGAGGACUACAAAGAUGAACUCCAGAUUGAGAAAUAUAAACUCAGACAAGAGCAAUCCAGAAAAGGCAUGUCUGCUGCCAUAAGCUGUUUUAUUAGUGCAGUAUCAUCACCAGAAAGGGCCUAUUUCUUAAAAUGGUUGAGAAUCAAUUUGGAGAAUCGCUCACAUGAAGUACUGCCUCAACUCAGAGAACUGUACAAACAGAAAUGUCAAGAUACUUGUGGGAACAAGACAGAAAUAGCUGAGCUUGAUAAACAGAUUUCAAACAGUUCUUUAGGAGUGGAACACUUCAUUCGAGAAAUGAGCCAGAUUUACGAAGCUGCAGUCUCACUCUCAGAAGAUGCACUUUACUGCAAACAAUUUGCACGUUUACCUAAACUCUGUGCUGAACUACUGCUGGAUGGAUUUCCACUUGAACUUAUGGAUGGAGAUUCUUCAAAUGUCCCUGUAAAAUGGCUGUCUAGUGUGUUUUCUGAAUUAAAUACACUGGUGGAGCCCAAAAACAAGAUUAUGGUUGUCACUGUUUUGGGCGUCCAGAGUUCAGGAAAGUCAACACUGCUGAACACAAUGUUUGGAGUUCAGUUUGCAGUGAGCAGUGGAAGAUGCACCAGGGGAGCCUUUCUGCAGCUCAUUAAAGUAACCGAUGACUGUAAAGCACAAUUAAGUUGUGAUUAUAUAGUGAUAAUAGACACUGAAGGACUGAAAUCCCCUGAGCUCGCACAACUGGACAACAGCUAUGGACACGACAAUGAGUUGGCAACUCUUGUUGUUGGACUGAGUGAUGUAACAAUUGUCAACAUUGCCAUGGAGAAUUCAACAGAGAUGAAAGACAUUUUACAGAUCAUUGUUCAUGCCUUCCUCAGGAUGAAGGAAAUAGGUAAGAAACACACAUGUUUGUUUGUACACCAGAAUGUUGCUGAUGUCUCAGCUCAUGAUUCAAACUUUAGAUAUCGUAAAUAUCUGUUGGAGCAACUGGAUGAAAUGACAGAAGCUGCACCCAAAAUGGAGAACAAACUGGAGUUCAGUAAAUUUAACGAUGUGAUGAACUAUGACACUGAGAAAGGUGACCACUACAUCCCUGGACUGUGGCAUGGAAACCCCCCAAUGGCACCAGUGAGUAUCGGCUAUAGUGAGUCUGUGUAUGAUCUCAAAAAGCAUAUAAUGGAGAUCUUCAGACGUCACAAGUCCAGUGACUUGAAUGAAUUUAUUAGAUGGACCAAAGACUUGUGGACUGCUGUGAAAUUUGAGAAAUUCAUCUUCAACUUCAGAAACCGCCUGGUGGCUGAUGCAUACAUGAAACUGUGCACAGAGUACAACACAUGGGACUGGACACUGAGAAAGCAGAUGCACACAUGAACAUUACAGGCUGAAACAAAGAUCUUAAACUAUGGAGAAUUUAACUCUAUGGAGUUCACAGUUGAAGACGUCUAUUAUAAUUUACAACGAGAAGCAGAAUCUGAGCUUUCAAAGGGACAAGAUGAAAUUAUUGACAAGAUCCAAUCAUACUAUGAACAAGGAGAAGGUCAUGUUGAACUUGUGGAAAGCUAUCGACAAAGAUUUAUAAACUCUGCCAUAUCUCUGAAGAAAGAGCUUUCAAAUUCCAUCACAAACAAACUGAAUGCAGCUCUUUCACGUCGAAAGGGAAUGAUGAAGGUGGAAGGAAUCAAAAAGACAUACAUGGACACAAUGGAGAAAAAAGUGCUGGACUUGCUGAAAUUCUGUCGUGAGAACAAAUCAGACAUGUCAGACUCCAUGCUGGAUGAAGCAUUUGAACAGAUGUGGGAGGAGACUGUCAGCACACUGUCAUACACAGGGCUACAGCAACAAGAUAUCAUGGCAAGAGUUCUUCUUGAUUUGAGGAGAAAUCUUGAAUCCAGAGGAAGUUCAAUGGCUCAAAUCUUAGACGAAGUGAAGAAUCUACAUAAUGUAGGCCAUGGAGAUUUUGUUUUCUACAAAGGUGACUUUAUAUACAAGAUGUAUCACGCUCAACGGAUCAAGACUGUUCAAGAAAUGUCAGACAACCUUAUCGUGGACUGUUGGAAAUUUGUUCAAGCAAAGAGGGAAAGUAAGAAUGAUUAUGAUGACACAUACAUGCAGGCAAUUCUCAACAUGAUUGAUGAGAGACUUAAGGCUCAUGAAGGUUUUAAGAUAAAGGAAGAUUUUGAACUGUCCCUUAAAUUACACAUCUGUGGCUUUGCAAGCAGUGAGUUUCAAAAUAUUCAUAAUGAAUUUAUCCAGGACAAUAACCCGCGAACAGCCUUGGAGAACUUUAAACAUUCAUACUACUCUAACUUCAUUGACCUUUACCGUUAACGAGACAAGUGUCAGAAGAAAGCGGAUGAAUUUAUGUUUAACUGCCUAACACCUGCCUUGGAAAGAUACGUCUGAGAAGAUGGGCAUGGAAAUGGCAGGUGAGAUGCUGAUUGGUGAAAACUCAGUUUUUGGAACAAGGAUGUCAUUUCAGAAGUCAGUCUUGAAAAAUCUUCUUGAUGUAUCUGAAUUUAAAACCUAUUUGAAGUUCAUUCAGUCAUAUAAACAGUUUGUUAAAAAGGUAAUUUUUUACAAAGUUAAAAAUCACUUUACAGGAGAGAACAAAAUGAUCACAUUUGAGGAAAAGCUCCACAGUGAAGUCAUAGAGGAAAUUACUCUGGCGAUCAAAAAAGCAGAACAAGACUCAAAGAAAAAUGACAUCAAGGGAUUCAUUGAAAACAUCUGCAAGGAACUUGAAAUCAAGCUUGUUUUCCCCAAGGAUGUUGUGGACAAAAUCAGCACACUGAACAAUGCAAAUCAGCAAAAAUUCACUGAAUCCCUUCAAUGUUCUGUGAAGGACAUGGAUAAAUUACUGAAAACCAGUUUUCAAGAAAAAAAAUUUCAAAGCAAAAUAGAUUGUCUUCAAACCAAACCACAGGAUGUGCUGUUCAAUCGAGUAUGGGGCUGUGGGAAACCGUGUCCAUUCUGUGAAGCACCAUGUGAGGCUGGAGGAGGAGCCCACACUGAACACUUUGUCUCAAUCCACAGACCAAAAGGUCUCGGCUGCUACGGAUUUGAUUAUUCUUAAAAACUAGUGACAGACAUCUGUACAUCAUUAGUGCACAGUGACAAAUGCUUUAAGUGCCUUGACACCAAUGAUCAGUGGCAUCCAUACAAGGAGUACAAAAAAAUCUAUCUAGACUGGCGAAUCGAUCCAGACCCCAGCAUAAAGGCCUCACUAUACUGGAAAUAUGAUGACAAGUUUCAUCAACUGGUUAAUUAAUUCUGGAGAUUUCAUUUGCCAAUCACAUGUAGACAGUGUUACCUGAAUAAAUUCUGAUAAUUGUAUUGUUAAA
This is a messenger RNA of Carassius auratus (goldfish), 4671 nucleotides long. Its product is annotated as up-regulator of cell proliferation-like. The record is from RefSeq and is a predicted model, not a curated record. The transcript is spliced from 3 exons. Lineage: Eukaryota; Metazoa; Chordata; Actinopteri; Cypriniformes; Cyprinidae. Gene Ontology annotation, molecular function: GTP binding.